Colletotrichum destructivum is the source of this 3740-nucleotide messenger RNA. RefSeq lists its product as uncharacterized. Lineage: Eukaryota; Fungi; Ascomycota; Sordariomycetes; Glomerellales; Glomerellaceae. The transcript has 4 exons. Gene Ontology annotation, molecular function: zinc ion binding; DNA-binding transcription factor activity, RNA polymerase II-specific; DNA binding. Bases 225 to 2924 code for a protein of 899 amino acids. Gene Ontology annotation, biological process: regulation of DNA-templated transcription; DNA-templated transcription. The record is from RefSeq and is a predicted model, not a curated record.
CCCUCGUCGUCUCCCCUAAAAACGCGGCAACCUCCAUCCAUCUCCACGCCUACGGCAACCGCCGUCGCGUUACAUCUUUUCCAAUCCCAACCCACGCCAGGAGCAUUUCCACCCUCCCCCUCCUGGUCCUCCUUGCUACAACUACGUUUGACACCGUCAGUCUAUGACGCGGAAAGGGAGAGAGGGAGAAGAGAGAGAGAGAGAAAGAGAGAGACAGAGAGACCAUGCCGGGUCGCCCACCGAAGCGGCCGGCCGAAGGUGGCGAUCCUGCUGCCACUUCUUCCGAUGGCGACGCCGCUCCAACAGCUGCCGCCAAGGUGAAGCUGCCGAGACUCGAAAAAGGCGGCCAGGAGGACUUCUCCUCCGUCGUCAAGAACCGUCUGUCAUCCUACACAAGGACUGGACAGGCUUGCGACAGGUGCAAAGUUAGGAAGAUACGUUGCGAUGCCCUUCCCGAAGGAUGCUCCCACUGCAUUAACCAGAACCUCGACUGCUACGUCACCGAUCGCGUCACCGGCCGUACCGAGCGAAGAGGCUACCUCCAGGAGCUCGAGAGGGAGAAGAUGGACAUGCUGUCCCAUGUGCGCGAGCUCGAGAAGCUCCUCGAGAACAAUGGCAUCGAGGUCAAGCCCUACAACUGGUCCCCUUACGGCGCCAGCUACCCGCCUCCCGGCGUCACCUAUGAUCACAUGGGCAACCCUAUCGAAGACCCUGCCGAGAAGGACGCCUGGACCAAGGUCGGCUCCCUCUGGGUCAAGAACUACGCCUACAAGCCAGCCGCCAGUCGCUCGUUCCCCCGCUCCACUCUUGAAUCGCGUCCCGUCCACAACCAUCUCGGUGUCGGCUCCGACAGUGCGCCUCUCAGCUCCAUUAAGGGUACUCAGCUGUCCAUCCUCGGCACCACCAUUGACGUUACAUCCUUUGACGCCCCUGAUAUCGACGAGCCCGCACCCGACACCAAAGUCUCCCAGCCCCUCUACAACAAGUCGCUCCAGUCUUUUCUCCAGUCAUGCAUGAACAUUAAUCCUCACGUCGCCAUCGAGCUUCCCUCGCGAAGCGACGCCUUCACCUACUCAGAGUGGUAUUUCCUCAUGAUAUGGCCCUUCCUGCCAGUCCUGCACAAACCAACCUUCCUGGACAUCCUGACCCGCAUGUACGAUGAACCCAACUUCGAGCCGUCGGUCCCUGAUCUAGUCAUGGUCCACAUGGUUUUCGCCACAAUAUACUUCCAGUACGGCGUGCGGAAUUGGGAGCAGCAGGAGACGCGUUCUCAGCUCAACGAUCUAUCUAACAAGCAUUACCACUUCGCCCUGAGCAAGAUGUUCGACCUAGCCUCCUCGCAGUCCGUAGCCGCCGUCCAGGCCAUGGCCAUGAUUUGCGCACACAGUCGCAGCUUUCCCAAACCCGGAUGCGGUUCCAUGAUUGUCAACUUUGCCUUCCACCGCGCCAUCGACUUGAACAUGCACCGUGCCAUGAAGGUACCCGGCGACACGACCAAUCUGGAAAACGAGAUCCGCAAGCGCACCUGGUGGACCAUCCUACUCGUCUACGUCACACUGAAUGGCCGUCUCGGAAGGCCCAUGCCCAUCACGGUCGAGGAGUACGACGUCGACUUCCCGGAGCCCAUCGCGGACGAGGCCCUGACCCCGGACGGCGUAGACCCCUCCGUCACAACGCCAUGCACGUAUCACGUCGGACUGGCUGGUUUCAAGAUCCUGCCCCUCUUUAUGGAGAUGUACUCCAACAUCUACAGUGUCAGACGUGACCCCAAAAACUACGUUGAUGUGGUCAACUCUCUCGAGGAACAGCUUCGUCUGUGGAAGGACAACCUGCCCGAGUCUCUUCAGAUCAAUCCCGGUCAGACGGAGCACGAAGGCCGUAUGUACGCCCUGUAUAUACAGAUGUACGCACUCGAAUUCCGUCUCUGCCUGCGCCAUCCGUCCGUGGCAAUGACCAGCGACCGAAAGAUGCUUCUCGAGAAUGCCCGCAUUUGCGAAGAGACCGCUGCACAUAUGCUUAAUGCCGUCAAGAGCCUGGUGAAGCUCAAGUCUCUAGACACGACAUGGUACCAGAUGGCCGUGUACGGUGCUGCCAUCUUCACAACCUUGGUUGCCCACUGGGAGCGAAGAUUCGAGGCGACGCCCAGUCAGAUCGCUAGCCUUCGCGAGGAGAUGAGAGACUGGAUGGAGAUCAUCAAUGCAACGGUUUCGCUGCUAGGGACUGGCGCUCGCAUCAGCAACGAAAUCAACGUGAUCAUUGAGAGGACCAUUAGUUGGAUCGAGCACGAUCAGAAGCAGAAAGACUCAUCACUCACCCCGGCGAUCAAGCCCGACCCGGUGGAAUCAUCGCCCUUCCAGCUUUCGUCACAGCACCCGACAACGCAAAGUAUGGCUGCCAGCGCCGUCGAGACGGCUGCGAAAGCUUUCUACCCGGAUUCUACCAACUCAAACGAGACAACUCCGUAUCCGUCUCUGGCCUACGCUGAGCAGCCAUCCAGCAAUAACAACGUGAAUAACGUGCCAUCGACGGCUGGCUUUGAGACCGAUAACGGCUAUUCAUACACGUCUGCGGGGCAACCAACUAGCACGGCCGACGACAGCUCGGCCGAGACUAAUCCUCUCAUUGCCUUCGCCUCUCAGGCCACCCAACACGUGGCGGACCCUGCGGGCUCUGCGGCGGCGGCCGAGCUCCUCUGGAGACAGUCAGCAUCGCAAGGGAAUACCUGGCAUGACUGGACAGCGGCCAUGGCCGACAGCCAGGACAGAUACAGCGCCAACGCUCUGCUGACUCUGGGUGGCGCCUCUCGGGAUACAGGCUCGGUGACAGAGACAACAACCGUGGCCGACAUGACUGCCGUGUCAGCUCCGGCCGGCCAGUGGCCACUCAUUAUUUUCGACGGUGCAGCAAUACCCGGUGGUCAGUAGCGAGUCCAAUGUUCUUCGUAGCGUUGUUUGUUCUUCCAGUCUUUUUGUUUCAGUUUUUUCUUGUCCCAUUCGGUCAUGUUCUGUAAUAGAGCAAUGCAAGGCGUUCUUAUGGGGGAGGUUGUCCGUCAUAGCCAGUUCAUGCUUUUUCUGGGCUUGGCAACAGAGGAAAAGGGGUUCAUGGAAACGGGUAAGGGAAGUCGAGGGUUCGACUAGGCCUUUUGGGAUGGACCAAGUAAAGGUCAAGGUCCUGGCGUUCUUGGGUAAGCCACACGUUGGCAUCACAGUUUUCUUGAGCAUUGUUUAUACCUGGCUACAAUGUGAGCCUCGCGAAGCAUACCAUUUCGCCUUCGUCGGCGGUAUUUGCAUUCCAUUCCUCGCGCAUCAUCGCUCUGGUUUAGCAUUAUGCCUCUCACAUCUACCGUAGUCUAUUUUCGGGUCGAUUCAAUCACCCGAGGCAGAUCUGAACGGGACGAUGUCGCCAUGCAAGAACAAGUAGAAAGGUGUCGUAUUGCCGGCAAUACCAUUCUGGCAGACGAUUCGCUUUCAAGUGAUCAACGCUGGGAAGUGAGGGCGCUGGCUAAACGCUACUAAAACAAAACAAACACGACUCAUAUUGAUCCCUAACAGUGACGGUAAGAGGAUUCAUUCAUACAGGAGUCCCAAGGAAGCAGUGCACAUCAGUCAUGGCCAAUGAUCAAGAAAGCCACUGCCAAUCAAGUCCUAAUAUCAAUCUUCAUGAAUUGAGUGGCAGAAUUCGAGACAUUUUCGCGGUGGAGAAUGCGAAACGUUGUAUUUGAUGGAAGCUGUAGAAGCCAG